UUUAGUGCAGUUGCUUGGAGGGCUGAGCUGCAUUGGAUAAAUGCCUUUCCCAUCUAAUUAACUCUGCUUUCCAGAGUAUAUAUACUUUUAUUAUUUUUUUAAAGAACACCUCUAUUCUUCAAUACUUGUUUGCAUAUACACAACAGAACGGUUUUUCUGAGUAAUGGCCGCGCUCAGAAUCAUCGCCUGAUGCUCCGGAGAGAUGAAUUGCAGAUGAGUUUCCCUUCCACCUUUGGAUGAAUCUCUGGAGUUUAAAUUGUAGCAAGGAAGCGGGAAAAAAACACGAUGAAAGAGAAGUCCAAAAAUGCUGCCCGGACUAGACGGGAGAAAGAAAACAGUGAAUUUUAUGAACUGGCUAAAUUACUACCCCUGCCCUCGGCUAUCACCUCUCAGCUGGACAAAGCAUCCAUAAUCAGACUCACCACCAGCUAUUUAAAAAUGAGAGUGGUUUUUCCAGAAGGACUUGGAGAAGCCUGGGGCCACUCCAGCCGAACCAGCCCACUGGAUAAUGUCGGACGGGAACUGGGAUCCCAUCUUUUGCAGACGUUGGACGGUUUCAUAUUUGUUGUGGCUCCGGAUGGCAAGAUCAUGUACAUCUCGGAGACGGCCUCGGUGCACCUGGGCUUGUCGCAGGUAGAGCUGACCGGCAACAGCAUUUACGAGUACAUCCACCCCGCCGACCAUGACGAGAUGACGGCGGUGCUGACGGCGCACCAGCCUUACCACUCGCACUUCGUGCAGGAGUACGAGAUCGAGAGAUCCUUUUUCCUGAGGAUGAAGUGCGUCCUGGCCAAGAGGAACGCGGGCCUCACCUGCGGGGGCUACAAGGUCAUUCACUGCAGCGGGUACCUGAAGAUCCGUCAGUACAGCCUGGAUAUGUCUCCCUUUGACGGCUGCUACCAAAAUGUUGGCUUGGUCGCCGUGGGCCACUCGCUGCCGCCCAGCGCCGUGACGGAGAUCAAGCUGCACAGCAAUAUGUUCAUGUUUCGGGCCAGCCUAGACAUGAAGCUCAUAUUCUUAGAUUCCAGGGUAGCUGAGCUAACAGGUUACGAGCCCCAGGACUUGAUAGAGAAGACCCUUUACCACCACGUCCAUGGCUGUGACACCUUUCACCUGCGUUGUGCACAUCACUUGUUGCUGGUGAAAGGCCAAGUGACCACCAAGUACUACCGCUUCUUGGCCAAGCACGGCGGCUGGGUGUGGGUGCAGAGCUACGCCACCAUCGUGCACAACAGCCGCUCCUCCCGCCCGCACUGCAUCGUCAGCGUCAACUACGUUCUCACGGAUACUGAAUAUAAAGGCCUGCAGCUCUCCCUGGAUCAGGUCACUGCUACCAAGCCGGCGUUCCCAUACGCAAAUUCAACUCCAGCCAUAACAGACAACAGAAAGGGAAGCAAAUCUCGCCUCUCGAGCACAAAGUCCAAAUCAAGGACAUCACCGUACCCACAGUAUUCCGGAUUCCACACCGAGAGAUCCGAGUCUGACCACGAGAGCCAGUGGGGCGGGAGCCCGCUGACCGACACGGCUUCUCCGCAGCUGCUGGAGCCUGCGGACAGGCCGAGCUCCCAGCACCACGACGUCUCCUGCGCCUACAGACAGUACCCAGACCGCAGCGCGCUCUGCUACGGCUUGGCGCUGGACCACGCCAGGCUGGCUGAUGACAGGCAUUUCCACACGCAGGCCUGCGAGGGAGGCAGAUGCGAAGCUGGCCGCUAUUUCCUCGGCACGCCGCAGCCGGGAAGGGAGAGCUGGUGGGGCUCUCGUUCGGCGCUGCCUCUGACUAAGUCGUCCCCCGAGAGCAGAGAAGCGUAUGAGAACAGCAUGCCCCACAUCACGUCAGUGCACAGGAUUCAUGGAAGAGCACACUGGGAUGAGGACAGUGUUGUUAGCUCACCUGAUCCUGGCUCUGCCAGCGAGUCAGGCGACCGAUACCGCGCUGAGCAGUAUCAGAACAGCCCGCACGAGCCCAGCAAAAUUGAAACUCUAAUAAGAGCCACCCAGCAAAUGAUUAAAGAAGAAGAAAACAGGCUACAGCUGCGGAAAACCACUCCUGACCCACUGGUCUCCCUUAAUGGCACAGGGAAGAAGCACGCUAUCUGUUUUGCCAACUACCCCCAGCAGCAGCUGGCAGCGGACGCCUGCCGCGUCCCAACAGUUGCCAACACUCCUCCUUGUGAACACAUCCAGCAGCGGGAUGGAAAGAUCAUGAGCCCACACGAAAAUGACUAUGACAACAGCCCCACAACACUCUCUAGGAUAAGUAGCCCCAGUUCUGAUAGAAUAUCAAAAUCUAGUUUGGUACUUGCUAAAGACUACCUGCACUCAGACAUGUCCCCUCAUCAAACCCAAGGAGACCACCCAGCAGCCUCUCCAAAUUAUUACAGCUCCCACAGGCAGUACUUUGACAAGCAUGCUUACACACUGACUGGAUAUGCCCUGGAGCAUCUAUAUGACACUGAAACAAUUAGAAGCUACUCACUAGGCUGUAAUGGAUCGCACUUUGAUGUGACUUCUCACUUAAGGAUGCAGCAAGAUCCAGCACAAGGACACAAGGGAACAUCUGUUAUAAUAACCAAUGGAAGCUGACACUUUUUUUUCUAAAAACUUUUGUGCUUUAAAAAAUAACCUUUGAGAUCUAAUUGGAAGAUGUUCUAUGUUUUCAUGCCCUUGUCCUU
Molecule: messenger RNA, 2675 nt
Organism: Oenanthe melanoleuca
Lineage: Eukaryota; Metazoa; Chordata; Aves; Passeriformes; Muscicapidae
Gene: SIM1
Product: SIM bHLH transcription factor 1
Exons: 11
Coding region: 286-2586 (766 amino acids)
Biological process (GO): regulation of transcription by RNA polymerase II
Molecular function (GO): RNA polymerase II transcription regulatory region sequence-specific DNA binding; protein dimerization activity; DNA-binding transcription factor activity, RNA polymerase II-specific
Source: RefSeq, a predicted model, not a curated record